GAACCCUGUGAGGCCGAGGGAUGUGGUGGAAGUGGAACAUUGCGGUGUCCUACAUGUAUAAAACUGGGACUUCAACUUAGUAAUUUUUGUAGUCAGGGAUGUUUCGAAACAGAAAAUCACAAAUUGAAACAUGAUCUGAUGAAUAAACUCCUUUGGAUCGGUAAUCGAGUUCAUGCGAUGGAAUCAGCUAUAACUGUCCGAAGACUUUGUGAAGAUAAAUUCACCAUGUUUCCCAGAGCUCCUAACUUGUCUAAGUUCAUUGAUGCCUUUCACCGUAACGAGACAGACCUCAACAAAAAAGAGAAACUAGAAAAAAGGCGCCAGGAAGAAUAUCAUGCUGAGGUUCAAGUUUUCAGAGCUUUAGAAAAUUUGAAAGUUACACAAAGUUUGGAUUUUGUUUUACAUAACCUUAGAUAUACUCAUGGACAGUAUGGGUAUUUUGUAGACGAUCAUGACGUAAAUUGUUCGAAAAAGCCACAAGAAGAAGAAGGAGAAUGUGACUUUGUAGCGGUCGUUAACUCAUGCUUUGUUGUGUUUGAGGUUAAAAGCCCAAAUAAAGAGAGCAAAAACCGCCCAAAAAUGUUCAGAGAUCGACUUAAAGAAUCAAUCGUGCAGAGAAAGAGGACUGUAAAACUUUUACAGGGAAUGGCAAAAAGAUAUGGACUUAGCUACCCAUUCCCAGUGAUUCUGGACUUUACAAUUUUCUGUGGACUAACUAGGGAGGAGGCUGGCAGUCUGACACAAAGUGGAUCUAACCUUGCUGAAGAUUUAUCUGAAAUUGUAUUUGAGGAUGACCUCCCUAAUUUUACUGCAUGGUGGGAUGUAAAUGUCAUGGAAACAUAUAUUAACUCUUGCAGCACUCCUGGUGUAUGGUCAUUAUUGGCUAAUAAUAAAACAUUAUACCAAAAAAACAUGGAAGCAAUCGGUAAAAUGCAGAUAACUUUUCUAGGGUUGUGGAUUUCUCAUAUGCAUAAGGAAAACCCGAGUUCAUUAUAUCGUCAAGUCCCAGAAGGCAGUCUCCCACAUUGUAUUAUUGAAAUUGACAAAGUGCUUAGAUCCGAGAUAAUCACUAGAAAACCCUCCGGUCCUAUAAACAGAGAAAUAAGGGGAGCUCCACCAGUAUUCAAAAAUCAUUUGGGAAUAGAAUGCCUUACUGUAGAGCAGAUGAACAUCUUCAAGUGUGAGGAAAAACACAUUUGUAUUAACGAUCCUGCUGGGUCCGGAAAGACAGUCGUACUGCUUGGCAAAAUGUUGGAACUGGCAAAAAAAGAACAAAAGUCAGAGCGGAAAAUACUUGUGCUUGCCUUUGGUGAGUACUCUGCUGAAAGAUACAAAAAGGCAUGUGAUUCAGCAUCUAUCAAUAACCUUACAAUCCCUCUUACCACUGAAAACCUGCCUCAAACCGAUAAAGCUCCACUUCUUGAGCAACAAGACGUAUAUUUGAUGGUAAAACAGUGUAUGAUAAAGUGUGUUCAAGAUUCAUUCCAGGAAAAACCGUUGUAUAAAGUAGCCAUAAUGUACAAUUUGGCAAACUUAUUAAGCAUUGUUAAAUUAGAUAUCUUUUCCUUGAUAUUUGAUUUGUUCCCUGAUCAUCAUAUCCUGGUGGAUGACGGACAAUGUAUAUUUUCUCACAAUUGGGAAUCAGUGAGUGAGGAAGACGUUCACAGCUUUCUGGAGCAUCUUAAAAAAAUCGCUGUUGUCCAGGAAACUGAUGUUUGGCUGAGUUAUGAUCCGGUUCAAUAUUAUUACAAUAAGUUAUUCCAAUGUCUUCCAUCUCGCGUGGGUCCAAGUCCUCUAGAGAUUCUCUGGUUGUGGUUGAAGCAGUUGAACCAAGAGAAGUGAAUUAAGCAAAGGAUUGGCCACACAUUUUCAAGGAUCAAUGAUGGUGCUGAAAAGUAAUUUACGAAAUACAGAAGAACUCGCUAACAUACUCUCCUUCCUCAGAGAAAAUAUAAUGAAAGGCUUCAGCAAUGACGUAGAAGUUCCAUCACAAGAAAAAGGACAUUAUAUUCAUGGUUUCAAACCGACUAUAUAUUUUCUGAACAGUGAAACCGUUUCUGAUUUUAGUGUAUUGAACAAAUGGGAAUAUGAAAAACUAAAACUUCUUGCUCCCCAUGAUCGUAAGCUAAUUGUGGAACUAAAAAUCAUGAAAAGUACUCAUUCACUUUUAUGAGUGCUGCUCAAGAAUUUGGUAGGAAUAAUUUGGGCAGCAUUCCCUCUGCUGAAUGGCCAGCCUGUUACAGCAGUACUUGGCACAGACAGAGGAUCACUGGAGUCGUUCGUCAUAGAGUUGUACCUCCUUAUAUCCAGAGCUAGAGUUUACUGCACUGUGUUUGUGUUAGAUUGUCCAGAUUCACCUAUUCAUGAGGAGAUUUUAGAGUUGGAGAAAGAACUGGUGAAAUAUGCUCAUGUCAUACGUCUAGAUACACCAGAAGCUUCCAAGAUGUUGUUGCAUGAUCGAAUGAAGCUGACUAUGACGAGAGGCGAGCUGGAGAAAAGCCCCGAUAAUGAGGUUAGGAAGUUUGUGUCGAAUUUAUUGUGGGGAAGUUGAAUAAUAUUACAAUUACAAUUCAUCUUAGAUCAGAUUGCUGAUAUGAACUGCACUUCUAAUUCAGUGCGUCUUAUUCCGAUAGUGAUAUACACGUAGAUACACUGAUCUUUGUUUAAAAUAGUUUGAAUUGUGGAUCAGUGGACCUAACUGUUUUAAUGUGUAUUGUGCAUGUUUUGAUAUCUGAGCUCUGCCCUUUAAAUCAUUACAUAUUAAACAUUUUAAUAUGAUAUUAUUUUAAUCGUGAUAAAUUAAGUGUUAUAAAGUGUAAAAUGUAGUACAGCGUUAAGCAAAAACUCCAAUGGAUGGUUACCGUAAUGGGUGCCACAUGCCUAGCAUGAAAUAUUUACCUACUUACUUGCAUUUGUGUAAGUCUGUAGAUACAUUAGUAUCGGGCGUUGCCUGCUACAGGCUAUCCCGAAACUAGAAGUAUGAUCUAAUAAAUAAGUGUAAAAUUAUAGUUUUUAAGGUUAAAUCUUAUUACAUCUUGGUAGAUGUUAGAUAGUUUGUUCUUCGUGCAGAACUAGUUAGCUUUUUGGGAUGUUCUUUACUAUCAAAGAGUUAGCCAAAAGUGUCAUGUUAUAUUAACGUAAUGUUUACGUGCUUUGUUUUCAGUGAAUGAAUAUGAGUUAGUCUAUAUUUUCUAUAUUCGGAAUAAUUUUAAAUAAAGUUUCC
Molecule: messenger RNA, 3223 nt
Organism: Bolinopsis microptera
Lineage: Eukaryota; Metazoa; Ctenophora; Tentaculata; Lobata; Bolinopsidae
Exons: 2
Coding region: 139-1842 (567 amino acids)
Molecular function (GO): ATP binding
Source: RefSeq, a predicted model, not a curated record